Neltuma alba is the source of this 876-nucleotide messenger RNA. RefSeq names its product leucine-rich repeat extensin-like protein 3. The transcript has a single exon. NCBI's taxonomy places the organism in Eukaryota, Viridiplantae, Streptophyta, Magnoliopsida, Fabales, Fabaceae. The record is from RefSeq and is a predicted model, not a curated record. Bases 1 to 876 code for a protein of 291 amino acids.
AUGCAUUUAAACUCUGUUGCCGAGGCUGCAUUGAUUCAGCAGGCCAUUGAAAUGAAACCAAACUUGCUGAUUCCAGCUCUGCUCUCUCUUCUUCUCCUUCUUCUUCCGUCGUCCUCACUUUCACAAGAUACAGUAUCUCCUGCCAAUCAACAACUGAAACAACUCAUUCUCAGAAGAUCCAGACAUGGCGGAGGAAGAAGCAGAGCAUUCAAGUGCGACCCCUUUUAUGUUUAUCUUUUUGGUAUCUGUGGUCGCUGGCCUUUUCCUACCUAUCCUUCCCCUCACAAUCCCUUUCAACCACUCCCACCACCGUCUCCUCGUCGGAAUCCCCCACCCCGUUUCCCACAUUCUCCUCCGCUGCUGCCCCUUGUCCCAUCACCCCCACCACCGUCUCCGCCGUUAGUUCCGGCACAGCCUCCCUUGGUUCCUUCGCCGCCUCCUCCUCCCUUGGUUCUGUCUCCCCCACCGCCUCCUCCCUUGGUUCCUUCGCCGCCGCCGCCGCCGCCGCCUCCGCCUCCUCCCAUGGUUUUCCCACCGGGGCUGAUUAUUCCGCCACCGCUUGUCUUCUCUCCCCCACCAUUUCCAGGUAUACCAGAACCGCCCGUAUUUCCAUGGCUACCACCUCCUCCUGAUAUAUUCACCGAUCCUCCACAGAGGCCACAGAGCUUCGUUUUUCCACCACCGGGUUUCCCCUCCGCUGGUUUUACCCAGGCACCGCGCCUUGUCCCUGAACUCCUACAGCCGCCGGAGCCACCUCUCCUGUCAACUCCUCCGGCGCCGAAGAGCUUUGUUCCAGUCCAAACGUCGCCACCACUAGUAGUGUUGCCACCUUCUCAGCUUCCACCGCCAUCUAAUUCACCUCUCUUCCGAGAAUGA